This is a messenger RNA of Cucurbita moschata (crookneck pumpkin), 821 nucleotides long. RefSeq names its product lysine-rich arabinogalactan protein 19-like. The transcript has a single exon. The record is from RefSeq and is a predicted model, not a curated record. Lineage: Eukaryota; Viridiplantae; Streptophyta; Magnoliopsida; Cucurbitales; Cucurbitaceae. Bases 112 to 552 code for a protein of 146 amino acids.
UAAGCCUUUGUAGAACCCUCGUCUUCUCUCAUCCUCAAUCUCUGCAACUGAAACUUCGCUUCCAUCUUCCAUUUUCGGGUUCUUCCCUCUUCUCUUUGCAUUUUUACGGCCAUGGCUUCCUCCUCCGCCUUUGUCUUCGUCGUCCUCGUCGCUUUAAUCGCCGGCUCCUUGGGCCAGGCUCCGGGCGCUGCACCGGCCUCUUCUCCAACCAAGUCGCCGCCGGUCUCCUCGCCUAAAUCGGCUCCUUCGCCUACUGUGGCGACUCCUCCGGCUUCAUCACCGUCUUCGUCCCUUGCUCCGAGCGGCGCGGCUCCAUCUCCUUCCACUGGAACUUCACCACCUGCUAUGUCGCCGGCUACUUCUCCACCGGCUCCGCCUACUGCUCCUUCGGAGUCACCAGCACAAACUCCAGUUCCAAAUCCUUCGAUCUCAACUCCUCCUGCUCUGGCUCCGUCGCCGGCCUCCACUCCUGGCAAUGGUGGUGCUGUGAACAGAAUCGCCGUCUCUGGAUCUAUCAUCGUGGCUGUAAUUUCCUCUGCUCUACUGCUUUAAAUGUAAUCGGUCUGUCUUCACUCUUGGCUCUCCUCUGGAGACGCAGAUCUUAGGGUUUCAUUAUCGGCAUUAGUCGUUGCUGUAGUUUUCUUAGUAUAUUUUUUAUUUACUUUUAUUUUUGGUGUACUUAGGAUCCGAGAGGAUUAGACGGUGACCGCUUCAUGAUUGUUGUCAUUUAUUUGGAUUUCUUGGUUUUACUGUUCUCGAGUCGAUUUGCUUCACUCUCAUUGUCAUUACUAUUACUUAUUAGAUCUCAUAUUCUCUCUUAA